AUGCCCGAGGAGACCCCACUGCUGGCGGGCAGCCGUUCGGCCCUCUUGGAGGCCACAGAGGAGUCCACGCUCCACUCCGUCCUGAUGGUUCUGGUGAAGAUCCUGUUCGCUGCCCCGACCAUUGCUGGGAUUGUUGUAGGAGCAGUCUACCUGGGCCAGUGCCCCCAGCAGCCUCUCAUCCCCAUCUACCUGAUCGUCCUGAGUGCGGUCGUCCUCCUGCUGCUGCUGCUCAGCUGCCUGCCCUGCGGGGAUGGCACGGACCGACCCAAUCCCUGGGCACAGCGCUUCCGGGCCGCCUGCUGCCUCUUCCUCUGCAUCUGGUUCCUGGCAGGCAACGUGUGGGUCUACACCAUCUACCCCCCCAACUACAACCCGGCCGGCCGCCCCGCCUUCUGCCAGCGCACCGUCUUCCUCUUCGCCUUCGCCGUCACCACCGCUGUCUACGUGGUCCUGGCCGUGGCGCUGCUCUUCGCCCUCUGCGUCCUCCUGGGCCUCUUCAUCUACGACGCCGUCCGGCCGCGCGGGGGGUGUGGCACUUGGCAGCGCCUUUGACAGCCCUUGGGGUGGGG
Podarcis muralis (Common wall lizard) is the source of this 569-nucleotide messenger RNA. RefSeq names its product transmembrane protein 272-like. Lineage: Eukaryota; Metazoa; Chordata; Lepidosauria; Squamata; Lacertidae. The record is from RefSeq and is a predicted model, not a curated record.